UGCACGAUACUACAUAUAGUGUUCCAAAGCAGCAAACGAUUCUCCUAAUGUCUUUCACAGUAGUACGGCUCAAUAAAAUAGGUUUUCCUUAAGAAAGUGCUACGAACGAUUACUCCAACUACUUCUAUUACACUGUGCAACUGCUCGUCACAGAUGUACCGCAUGAUUCUCAGUAUAUAAUCUAUACAGAUUGACUCUGAAGCUUUCCAGCCGCGGCCCGGCAGAGAUUGUCCCUUUCUCAGAUUGGAGCCAUGAACAGCUAUAAACAACGAAGGCCGGUGUGAUAACCUGAUCUGUUUUCGUUUUUACAACAGAACACGCAUGCUAACGCAGCUGAGUUUUCGAGCGUGAACAUUAGUUUUAAAUAUAAAAGCAGUGACAUCCACUCGAUUUCAUUCAUACUUACUGUGAAUCGGUCGAUGCGUCUUUGCCUGUGUAGGUCUGUGUUCUAGAAAAGGGUGGCCCAGUGCAUCUGAAUACCCGAAUUGAAACAACCUCAUUGACGACAAAUGAAACACUUAAUCAAUUUGUCAAGUACUCGACAGACGGUUAUUCAGGUGUGAGAGUGUCAUCAUAGCUCCACCUCCUUUGGACGUCAACGGUCGAUACCCGGAGGUAUUAUGGUUAUGGACUUUUAGAAAAUCGUCUUCGCUGCCUCAAGCAGUGCCCAUCGAGACAACCAGACUCGCACGACUGCUGGUUUGAGAUCGCCCUAUGUGUUUCAGUCGUUCACCGUUAGGUGGUGGUUAAGUUGCAGCUAGCCGCCCUUAUUGUCGAACAGUUUGAAGAGAACACUCGAUUCGACUCAACGUUGACGAGAGGGAGAGUGGCACGAACUAACAAACGAGUGAUUUCGUGAAUUCGAACGCUUUAAUAUAUUGAAUCACUGUGUAUCGCUGUCAGAUCGGUUAUAGCAAAAAUGCGUCUUAUUAUAGUGAACAGCGAAGUAGAUGUCUGUGACUUUGCAGCGAAACACAUACGUAAGCGGAUCUAUGAGUUCAAGCCAACGAGAGCCAGGCCAUUUGUGUUAGGCCUUCCGACGGGCGGCACUCCAAUCAGAAUGUACAGAAUAUUGACAGAGUUUCAGCGUCAAGGGGCUAUAUCUUUCCGUGAUGUCGUUACGUUUAACAUGGACGAGUAUGUAGGCCUUCCUAUUGAACACCCCGAAAGUUACCACUCGUACAUGUGGCAGAACUUCUUCAAGCAUGUCGACAUCGAACCAGAGAACGUCAACAUCCUAGAUGGGAAUGCUGUCAGUCUAGAAGCGGAGUGCAAACGUUACGAAGACAAAAUUAAGUCGUAUGGUGGCGUUAAUCUAUUCAUCGGAGGUAUCGGUCCUGACGGACAUAUAGCCUUCAAUGAGCCAGGGUCCAGUCUCACGUCUCGUACGCGGGUAAAGACGCUCAACAAGGACACGUUGCGGGCAAAUGCAAGAUUCUUUGACAACGACAUCACAAAAGUCCCGAGACAGGCUCUAACAGUUGGCGUGCAAACUAUAAUGGAUGCUAAGGAAGUCCUCAUUAUGGUAAGCGGCAUCCACAAGGCGUUGGCUCUCCGGCAAGCGAUUGAAGAGGGUAUCAAUCAUAUGUGCACGGCGUCCGCUCUUCAAAUGCAUCCAAGAGCUAUAUUCGUUUGCGAUGAAGACGCAACAAUGGAACUGCGCAUGAAAACUGUCAAGUACUAUAAGGAUCUCGUGGAUUCACAUAACAAUCUCCUAAACUGAGACGAAGGCCGAAGGUAUCUUUACUAUUUACGAUACAAUCAGAUGAAUGUAUCAGUUCGACUUAAAACAACACAAAAAUACAUAGUGAAUUAUACUUUCGACGUGUUUCAGCCUAACCGGCUGGCAGGGAAUAAAUUACAAUCGCCAGCAAAGAAGGUUAUUAUAUACAUUUUCCAACUUAUUUUAUCAAUAAAAUCUGGCCUGCUUAGCAUUGAACUUUC
Messenger RNA from Varroa destructor (honeybee mite), 1944 nucleotides. It is a transcript of the gene Oscillin, whose product is annotated as glucosamine-6-phosphate isomerase Oscillin. The record is from RefSeq and is a predicted model, not a curated record. Gene Ontology annotation, molecular function: identical protein binding; glucosamine-6-phosphate deaminase activity. Gene Ontology annotation, cellular component: cytoplasm. Gene Ontology annotation, biological process: N-acetylglucosamine catabolic process; D-glucosamine catabolic process; carbohydrate metabolic process. Lineage: Eukaryota; Metazoa; Arthropoda; Arachnida; Mesostigmata; Varroidae.